This is a messenger RNA of Sycon ciliatum, 1447 nucleotides long. RefSeq lists its product as uncharacterized. Bases 144 to 866 code for a protein of 240 amino acids. Lineage: Eukaryota; Metazoa; Porifera; Calcarea; Leucosolenida; Sycettidae. The transcript has 8 exons. The record is from RefSeq and is a predicted model, not a curated record.
AAGUUUUAUAGCGAUGAGAUAGUAUUUACCACAGUUGGGGAGCGAGCGAGCCUUGGAUAUGUUGAAGACAAUGAUAGAGUAGGAGGAUCUCAGAUUAAUUUCCCUCUCGCGUCGCAUCCAGAAGACUCACCCAAGUACCAGCCAUGGCUGCGCUUGUCUCGAGCUGUCGGAGAUUGCAGCCUGUUCUCUCCAAACAGUCUUCCGCAUUUGUACGUAACAUGAACAGCCAUCAACAAUUGGUCAACUUCCCCAAACCUAAAGCCCGUGGACCUAAAGCUCUUCCUGUGAAGAUUGUGAACCCUACGCCCAGUGGUUUCAUGGAUUACGAUGCAGAACUGGAAGUCAGUUCAACAGGUCGUCAGUAUGGAUUCGCUCCAACUCCUCAUCCUCUCCCUUCCCAUGAAACCAUGUGGGAAGGAUUUACUCCACAGAUGAAGGGACAUACACCCAAGAAGAGGGCGAAAAAGAGAUGUAAUGGACGCAUGGUGUUCAAUGUGGAGAGACAGUAUCUUCCGCACAAAAGCAUUUGUGCAUUUUGCAGAUCAACAGCGGAGAACAAGUCAACGAACCUCAUGUUUUUGAUGAACUUCAUCCAUCCCAUCUCCUGGAACACCUAUCGCUGGACCGUGUCUGGUCUUUGUCAGUAUGCUGAGGCUCAAGUUAGAAUCUUACUGGAGGACGCACGUGCGAAUGGUUUUCUGCCCCGCCACCCACCGCCCAUCACAACUGACAAGCAUUGGCAACCGCCGGGUGAAAUGUUGGACUUGCGCCACUACGCCUGGUACACGCGCGAUGAGAGAAAGCGUGACAUGAGGAAGUACGCUCUCGAUCUCAGAUAUAGCAAGCAGUUCAAGCACAGAGUUUAAGUCCAGCCGUUCUUCUCAAGUUUGAUCGCACCCGUAUAAUAUGGAGAAAGAGAAACCUGGCAUGUCAAUAUAGUGAUUAUAUACGAAACCACUAAACUACUUACCUGACCAGUUGCACUUCUUCCUGGCAGCGUGUUUCCGCUACUCCGACACCUUGUAGUGUACAUGCCAGCAGCAAUGUGCGUUGCUGUGCGUUGCUGUGUGUUGCUCUGUGUGGACGGUAUCACCCCGCGGGUCUUGCACUCCUGCAGCUUAGCGGCAGGACCUGUUGGUGGUGGUGGUGCAGUGACUGGUGUCAAGGUGUUGUGUGGAGUGAUGUGGAGGGAGACAGAGACAGAGAGAAGCAUUUCAGUUGGCAUGGUUUGUGUACAGUUGUGUCAAAAGUGAAAUUCAGACCAAUUGUCAUUGCUAAACAUCAGUCCUGACUUGGCUGGCCAAAACUGUAUAAAAAUAAAAUAAUUUUGUCUACCAUCAACCGCCUCAACUCGAACUGCACUGCGUACUAUUCACUCAAACAUUCCUCUUUUUUUGGUUGCUCUAUAGUAAGGUCUUAGAUCAUCAUCAGGUUAUCCCGAGACGUA